Messenger RNA from Marmota monax (woodchuck), 2389 nucleotides. It is a transcript of the gene Cenpl, whose product is annotated as centromere protein L. The record is from RefSeq and is a predicted model, not a curated record. Lineage: Eukaryota; Metazoa; Chordata; Mammalia; Rodentia; Sciuridae. The coding region runs from base 549 to 1601 and encodes 350 amino acids. The transcript has 6 exons.
GAGCGAGUCGGGAGAUGAUUUUAAACUGUGAAGGGCGCUGAGAGCCGAGCUGCCGCUUCUGGCCGUGGGCUUUCAGAUCUGGCUUUACCCCAGGAGGGCUCGGGUGGAGAGCGAGUGGUCUCCUGUCUCUUGCCGACCCCCUCCGGCUAGGAGCGAGCGGCGGCCUCCUAGCUGGGCGCAUUGGCGUUCGGGGGAGCUCGCUCGGGGAGCGCCGGCGGCACUCGGGCCUCUCCCUCAGCUGUCAUUUUGGCGGCUUUUCACUUCAGGAGGUUUCAGCCUCGACCAAGUUCUGGAGCCGGAUUGAAGAAUGACUCGUGCACGCGGAAUGGGUGACAGCGUCAGCACUGCACUUUAUUGUGAUACUGCGUCCGGGCAAUGGUGCGCACACCUGUAAUCCCAGCUUUUCCGGAGGCAGAGGCCGGCCAGCUUCGGCAAUUUAGCGAGACCAAAAAACAAACAACAACAACAACAACAACAACGGGGGUGUAGCGCGGUGGUAGAGAUCCCUGGGUUCAAUCCCUAGUACCGCAGAAAUAAAUAAAACUACCAUGGAUCCUUAUGUUGCAUCAGAAUCAACACCUGAAUUGACUCCUAGACAAAGUACAUCCUCAGGUCUUAAAGAUUACCUUAUAGGUGCCACCCCUCUGCAAAAACGAUUGGAGUCAGUUAGGAAGCAGACUUCAUUUGUCCCAACCCCACCUCAAAGGAAAAUUCCCCAGUGUUCACAAUUGCAGGAAGAUAUUGAUUCUCAGAAGGUUGCUUUCCUCCUGCAUAAACAAUGGACUUUAUAUAGUGUAACUCCCUUAUAUAAAUUCUCCUAUAAUAAUCUUAAAGAGUAUUCUAAACUUCUGAAUGCAUUUAUUGCUGCUGAAAAGCAAAAAGGACUUGCUGUGGAAGUGGGAGAAGACUUCAACAUUAAAGUGAUUUUCUCUACUCUCCUGGGAAUGAAAGGAACACAAAGGGACCCUGAAGCAUUUCUUGUUCAAAUUUUGUCAAAAUCUCAAAUGCCAUCUGAGAACAGAGAAGGUAAAGUGUUAUGGACUGGUUGGUUCUGCUGUGUAUUUGGAGAUAAUCUCCUGGAGACUGUUUCACAAGAUUUCACUUGUCUACCCUUAUUCCUUGCAAAUGGAGCAGAGUCUAAUACAGCCAUAAUUGGAACUUGGUUUCAGAAGACUUUUGACUGUUAUUUCAGUCCUUUAGCAAUCAAUGCAUUUAAUCUUUCCUGGAUGGCUGCUAUGUGGACUGCAUGUCAAAUGGACUGCUAUAUGGCUACUACUGAAUUUCUUUGGUCUGUUCCCUGUAGUCCUCAAAGUCUGGACAUUUCUUAUGCAAUUCAUCCAGAGGAUGCAAAAGCUCUGUGGGACAGUGUCCACAAAACACCUGGGGAGGUUACCCAGGAGGAAGUUGACUUAUUUAUGGACUGCCUUUAUUCACAUUUCCAUAGGCAUUUCAAAAUUCAUUUAUCAGCCACAAGAUUGGUUCGUGUUUCAACAUCUGUAGCUUCUGCACAUACUGAUGGAAAAGUAAAGAUUCUGUGUCAUAAAUACCUUAUUGGUGUGUUGGCAUAUUUGACAGAACUGGCAAUUUUUCAAAUUGAAUGAGUGAACAAUAAGUUAUGGAUCAUAUACUCUUUUCUCACUAAUUAUUUGGUUAGUUGCUACGCUGAAAGGGUCUGCAAGAGAGGUGGGUAUGUAUCUCUGCCUCUGCUUUCCUCACAGUAGCUUUGGAGUUGCCCAGAUGAAAGCCAAGGAGGAUUUAGAAGAACAAGGACUGUGGCACUGGAUGAACCACAGCCACGCGCUUGUACUGGUCAUGAUGAUCUCAGAUGACAAUGCCUAGGAGCAAUGUUGUGUUGUUAAUUUCUUGGUUAUCUUUUUAAAAAAUGUUUUUCAUAUCAAACUUUUAGAAUUCAAAUGUGAUAUCUAAUAUUGGGUAUUUUUGAUUUAGAUUUUUAAAACCUUUAAUCCCUUUGAAGCAUUUUAGACUUGCAAUCAAAGAAUUUUCAUCUUCUAAAGACAUUUUGCUAGCAUUGUUUUGCUGUAGAGAACUGGCCAUCAAAAUCCUCUCAAAAAUUCUAGCUGGGUAUGAUGGCAUAUGCCUGUAAUCCCAGCAGCUUGGGAGGCUGAGGCAGUUUCAAAGCCAGCUUUAGCAAUUUAGUGAGGCCCUAUCUCAAAAUAAAAAAUGAAAAGUGCUGGGGAUGUGGCUCAGUGGUUAAACACCCCUGGGUUUAAUCCCUGGUACCAAAAACAAAACAAAACAAAACAAAACAAAAAACCCUCUCAAAAGGAAAAUAAAGAUUAAUAGACUUUUUUAAAGCCACUAAUAUGCUUCUGAUUUUAAUAUUGUUCAAUUCUUAUAACAGUGUUAAAUUAAAUAUUUACUUUUAAAA